UCAGCAAAUGUGAUAGUCAAUAAAGAACUUUGGCAAAAGUCUCAUGAUGAUAAACAUGCCUCUACCAACUUUAAUUCCAGUUAUGAACCCAACACUACAUCCCUUUCUCAAAGUAAUUCGAUGAUAUUUUCACAGGAAGAACAGGAUGACUUGUUCGGU
This is a messenger RNA of Racocetra persica, 159 nucleotides long. The record is from the annotation of a GenBank genome assembly. Lineage: Eukaryota; Fungi; Glomeromycota; Glomeromycetes; Diversisporales; Gigasporaceae.